CUCGUUUCUUCAAUUUGUUUACUAGCCAUGGGGAGGAAUACUGGGUUAUGGUUCUGUUGUUUAAGUUUCAUGACCACUAUAUUUCUUCCAUUUCUGGCUGUUUCCAUAAAACAAACGUACAUUGUUCAUAUGAAACAUGAUAAAAAACCUUCUACUUAUACUACCCAUCACGAUUGGUACUCUGCCCAUCUCCAAUCUCUCACAGCUUCCUCUGCUUCUUCUGUUUCUGAUGAUUCAGAUUCCGACUCUCUACUCUACACUUACACCACGGCCUUCAAUGGAUUUGCCGCUUCACUUGAACCAGACCAGGUCGAAUCACUUCGCCAAUCAGAUUUAGUUGUCGAUGUCUAUGAAGAAUCUAUUUACACUCUUCACACCACCCGCACACCUGAGUUUCUGGGUUUGGAAAAUCAAUUGGGACUCUGGGAAGGACAUAACAUUCAAGACUUAAACCAGGCAUCCCAUGAUGUUAUAAUCGGUGUUUUGGAUACUGGGAUCUGGCCGGAAUCCAAAAGUUUUGACGAUUCCGAUAUGCCCUCGGUACCGGCGAGGUGGAAGGGAGAAUGCGAAUCAGGGGUUGAUUUCAGCGCUUCUCUAUGUAACAAGAAGUUAAUCGGUGCUAAAAGUUUCUCAAAAGGAUACCAUAUGGCGGUUGGAAAUGAUCCAACGGUCAAGAAUAAGGAGAAUCCAACGCCACGAGAUGUGGACGGUCACGGGACACAUACGGCCAGCACGGCAGCCGGUGUCCAUGUCGGGAAUGCCAGUCUAUUCGGUUAUGCUAGCGGGAUAGCGCGUGGGAUGGCGACGGCCGCGCGUGUGGCUGCGUAUAAAGUAUGUUGGAGCACCGGUUGUUUUGGGUCCGAUAUUCUCGCGGGUAUGGAUCGUGCCAUUACAGAUGGUGUGGAUGUGUUAUCUAUGUCCCUUGGUGGUGGAUCCGGGCCGUAUUAUCGGGACACGGUUGCGAUCGGGUCAUUUACGGCUAUGGAGAAGGGUAUUUUUGUAUCUUGCUCUGCGGGUAAUAGUGGUCCAGGACGGGCAACUCUUUCCAACGUGGCUCCAUGGAUAAUGACCGUUGGAGCCGGAACCAUAGAUCGGGAUUUUCCGGCUUAUGCCGUACUCGGCGAUGGGAAACGCUUCACCGGCGUAUCACUCUACAGUGGACAAGGGAUGGGAAACAAAUCGGUCGAGUUAGUUUACAUAAACAGCAGCAGUUCAAGCAAUUUGUGCAUGCCCGGUUCGCUUGAACCUGAAUUGGUACGCGGGAAGGUGGUUCUAUGCGACAGGGGAGGCAACUCUCGUGUGGAUAAGGGUUUGGUUGUAAAACAGGCCGGAGGUGUGGGGAUGAUAUUGGCGAACACGGCGGCUAGCGGCGAGGAGUUGGUGGCGGAUAGCCAUUUGCUGCCGGCCGUGGCGGUGGGUAAGAAAGUAGGAGAUCAGAUAAGGGAAUACGUAAGGACGGAAGGGAAACCGAGGGCUGCGCUUAGCUUUGGAGGGACGGUGUUGAAUGUCCGGCCAUCACCGGUGGUGGCGGCUUUCAGUUCUAGGGGUCCGAAUCUAGUGACACCUCAGAUAUUGAAACCGGAUGUAAUAGGACCAGGGGUGAACAUACUGGCUGCUUGGUCUGAUGCGUUAGGACCCACAGGACUUGAACAGGAUACAAGGAGGACUCCAUUCAACAUAAUGUCGGGAACAUCGAUGUCUUGCCCUCACAUAAGCGGGCUUGCAGCACUACUGAAAGCGGCUCAUCCCCAAUGGAGCCCAAGCGCGAUAAAGUCAGCCCUCAUGACGACAGCCUACACUAAAGACAACACCAAUUCCCCUCUAAAAGACGCGGCGGACGGCUCCAUAUCCACCCCACACGUGUACGGUGCGGGCCACGUGGACCCUCGAAAUGCCCUAUCCCCUGGCCUGGUUUACGACAUAUCCUCGUCGGACUACAUAACCUUCCUCUGCUCCCUCGGCUACGCCGUUGCCCAAAUUGAGACCAUCGUGAAGCAUAACGUGUCUUGUUCAAGAAAAUUCCGUGACCCCGGACAGCUCAACUACCCAUCGUUCUCUGUUUUAUUUCAGGGGAAUUCCAGGCCGGUGAGGUACACUCGGGAGUUAACCAAUGUGGGCGCAGCCGGAUCUGUGUACACGGUUUCGGUUGAGGCCGGGGCGGAGAAGCUGGUGGCGGUGACGGUGAAGCCGACGAGGCUAGUGUUCAAGAAGGUUGGGGAUAAGAUGAGGUACACAGUUACUUUUGUGUCGUUGUCCAAGAAUGGGACAAUGGGGGCGACUGCUUUUGGAUCUUUGUCUUGGAAGAAUGCUCAGCACGAGGUGAAGAGCCAGAUAUCUUAUGCCUGGACAAAUCUGUCACGGUGAGUAGCUAGUGAGGCUGCUGCUGGUGCAUGGGCCAUGCAAGUUGGAACACAAGACAAGAAGACGCCUUGAUCUUAUUAUAAACAAGAAGAAAAAAAACAAUGCAUGCAUGGAUUUAAAUAUGGAAUCAAGUUUGCUUAACUUAAAUAUAAAUGUAAAAGCCAUUGUUGAAUUGAAUCAUGUU
Molecule: messenger RNA, 2545 nt
Organism: Impatiens glandulifera
Lineage: Eukaryota; Viridiplantae; Streptophyta; Magnoliopsida; Ericales; Balsaminaceae
Product: subtilisin-like protease SBT1.8
Exons: 2
Coding region: 28-2364 (778 amino acids)
Biological process (GO): proteolysis
Molecular function (GO): serine-type endopeptidase activity
Source: RefSeq, a predicted model, not a curated record